Messenger RNA from Anopheles coustani, 1913 nucleotides. Its product is annotated as ubiquitin carboxyl-terminal hydrolase 42-like. The record is from RefSeq and is a predicted model, not a curated record. The transcript has a single exon. Lineage: Eukaryota; Metazoa; Arthropoda; Insecta; Diptera; Culicidae. Bases 278 to 1747 code for a protein of 489 amino acids.
GUGGCCGGUUUUGCGUCGUUGUAUAAAAGACCACUGGAAGGGCGUCCAUUGCAUCAGAGUUGACAUUCGACUGUUGCAACCAACAGCGUCGUAUAGCAAACAGCGAGAAGGGAAAGUUGUUCAGUCAAGUUGAAGCAACCAGCAGCGAAGCAAGAAGCAAAAGCGAUCCAGUUGUGAAGCUCCCAAUCAAGAGACAAAGGAAUAAGUUAAGUGGAAGAAGUCGCGAAAAACCCGGACAACCAGAACGAUUAAGGAAGAGAGAGGUCCAGCAGGCACCAUGUCGAAGCAGACAGCGGUAACGAGUAUCAUCCCGGAGUUCCGGGGUGCUUCGGACGAUUGGAACGUUUAUCGGGAGAUUCUGGAGGAGUUUUACCGAGCUCACGGUAUUACGGGAGCAGCCAGGGUUCCCGUGUUGAUCAGCGUGAUCGGCAAGGACACGUAUCGUACGCUACGAGGUCUCUGCCAUCCACGAUCGCCGAAGGAGAUGGAUUACGACGAGCUGUGCAAGGUUCUCGCCCGUCAGUUUAUACCGGAGAUCGCCAUCUUCCGUCGCCGGUCCCAGUUCUACCGGGCGGAGCAGCGUCGUGGAGAGAGUGUAAAGGAUUGGUACGCCAGACUGAAGGCGUUGUCGAUGGAAUGUGCGUUCGUGGAGCAGCAGCUGGAGCCGUUGCUGUUGGAUCGGUUCGUUAUCGGUCUGGCACCGGGCCCGGUACAAGAUCGACUCUGCGAGGAACGCCCCGACAGCCUGACGCUCGAGCGAGCCGUUGAUUUAGCGGCCACCAAGGAAGCCGCACUGGUGGAAGACCACGAGCAGAACGUGGAGGAUCUGGUGGCAGAAGAUUUCGCCGGAAUGGCACUGGACGAGGGUGAGGGACAUCGCCGCCGACAUCGCCAUGGAAAACACUUCUAUCAUCGGUUUGGUGUCGAUGGACAUCACGGACACGGCCAUGGGCACGGACGGCGACACCACCACGGACAUCGGCAUCAUCGUCGAGAGGUUGGUCCACCGCAUUCCGAUUUCGAGGAAGCACACGGCCGACGCCAUCAUCGUCAUCACGGACCACCGCAUCGCUUUGGACCUGAAGGGCACCAUGGACACCACGAACAUGGACAUCAUCACGAAGGCCGCCAUCGUCAUUUCGGACCACCAGCUUUCGGUCCCGGUGCAUGGCAUGGAGGAAUGGCACACCAUGGUCGUGAGAUGCCACCCCGGCACUUUGGUGCUCCACCAUUCGGACCGUGGGGCGGUCGUGGGCAUCCAUUCGGUAGACCCGGCGGCCUAGAGAUGCCCGGAGUCGGAGAGGAUUUCUGUCGGCGAUUUAGACGCACAGAAGCUGAGCGUUCCUGCCGCAAGGGACGCAAACACUGUCGACGUCGCCGCAGCAGCAGCAGCUCCAGUAGCAGCAGCAGCAGCAGCUCGGGCUCCAGUUCAUCCGAAUCCUCAACAUCCAGCGCCACGAGCUCGGACACUCCCGAUGAAGCGCAAAUGGAAAAACGUGGAAAGCGCUGCCACAAGAUGCGUAAGGAUGGAAUGGAGUGCAAGCGAUACGGAAAGCGGUAUGGUGGCAAGUACGGAAAACACCAUGGCCAUCGUGGUGGACGGCACCAUCGUCAUCGUCAUCACGAAGAGGGAAGCGAAGGAUGCAAGCGGAGACAGAGAAAGCAGGGCGAUGAAGAAGCGGAGAAACAACCGGAGCAAGAACCAACCGGAACCGAUCCUACGACCGAACCAGAGUUGGUCGAUUAGGAUAUUCCUAGGCGUGGCUGAUCUGAAGUCGGCAAAGGCGAAAGCUUUUUAUCUUUAAACAUAUAGUUAUGCAUGUACUCGUCACCAAACUAUAAACAGGCCAUCACAAAAAAAAAUAUUAAUGUAAUGAAAAGCGAAACAAAAAAAAACAAAAAAUAAACAAAAA